Molecule: messenger RNA, 715 nt
Organism: Thlaspi arvense
Lineage: Eukaryota; Viridiplantae; Streptophyta; Magnoliopsida; Brassicales; Brassicaceae
Source: the annotation of a GenBank genome assembly
ACUCGAUGGUCAUCCUUUAAUGAGUUACCACUGUGGAUUCUGUGGCGUAUCUGGAAAAGUAGAAACUUGCUCAUGUUCCAAUAAAAACAUAUAUCUUGGCCUUGCACGGAGUGAUUACAACGAAUGCAAUGAUAUGGAAGAACGAAUACAACACCAAAAAGUCACCGGAAGUAAUGGAUAUCAAGAUGCUCGACGACAACAACAUCAACAGGACCAUCGUUUGAAUACACAUUGGCAACGUCCACCAACUACUUGGAUCAAAUACAAUUAUGAUGGCUCUUUUAAGGACACCACAACAAAUGGAAAGAUCGGAUGGAUAAUCAGAAAUGACAAUGGAGACUUCUGUGGAGCAGGUCAAAUACAUGGAGUGUAUGUGAAGAAUGCCUUUGAAAGUGAACUACAAGCUUUACUAGUUGCAAUGAAACAUUGCUGGUCUCAGGGUUAUCAAAAGAUAAUAUUUGAAGGGGACAGUCAACAAGUCGUUCAAGCUAUAGUAACACAAACACUACACUUCAAUGCAUACAACUGGAUACGAGAUAUACGAUGGUGGAUGAGACAAUUUGAAGAGGUCAAACUAAACUGGAUACCGAGAAUAGCAAACAAAGCAGCAGAUAUAUUAGCAAAAUCAUCCAUCCCAAAUGGAUCUAAUAGUCAUUGUUAUCGUUUUGUUCCUAAUAACAUUCUCUCUGUAUUCAUAGAUGACUCUGUAAGAUCU